ACAUCAACGCGUAAUCAAACGUGUUAUCCAUACAUUACCCUUAUAUCUACACAUCUUCCACCUAUAUAUACCAAAUCUUUGACUUCUCUACAGGUAAUUUCUGUUGCUUCUAUCCUAAUUCACAUACAUAGCUCUCAAGAACAUCUUUAAGUUUCGUAUUUAGCUUUUUGUAGUUGAACCUUGCGUUUAGCAGAAUGGAUGGUGGAGAUCAUCAUAACAAUGACAAAGACAAAGACAAGGGUCUGAUGUCAUCUCUUGCUGGAUAUGCUGCUGGACACUACGGACAGCAUGGACACUACCCUCCCGGGGCUUACCCUCCUCCUGGGGCAUACCCUCAUCAAGGAUAUCCUCCUCAGGGAUAUCCACCUGCUGGAUAUCCUCCACAAGGAUACCCACCUGCUGGUUACCCUCCUUCAGGUGGAUAUCCACCACACGGAUAUCCUCCAGCUGGAUAUCCGCCAGCAGGUUAUCCUGCUCCAUCAGCUUCACAUCAUACAGGACACGGAAUGGGCAUGGGUGGAAUGUUAGCCGGAGGGGCCGCUGCUGCGGCUGCUGCUUAUGGAGCUCAUCAUCUGACACAUGGCCAUAUGGGGCAUCAUGGAUAUUAUGGACAUCACGGAAAGUUCAAGCAUGGCAAAUUUAAGCAUGGGAAGUUUGGAAAGCGCUGGAAGGGUGGCCAUGGAAUGUUUGGAAAACACAAGCAUAAGUUUUUCAAGUGAUCAAUGCCUUUAAAGUAUCUCCUGUUUCUGGAACCAGCUUUGACUUCACUUCUAUUCUCAGUUCCUUUUCAUUUCUUUGCAUAUUAGUAUUGCAGGAUGAGGAUCUUAUUACUUUUGCUAUAAUAACAGCUUCUGACUGGUGUUGCCUAUGUAUAAAGUCUAUAUAACAGCUAUUGACUGGUGUGCUUCUGUGUAAAAUCUAGUACUUACGAUAACAGCUUCUGACUGGUAUUUGUGUUGACUGGUAUUUGUGUGUGUAUGUGAAUUGAGUUUAAAUUGAAAGGUUAUGUUUUACACCCCAA
Messenger RNA from Daucus carota subsp. sativus, 1021 nucleotides. RefSeq names its product glycine-rich protein A3. The coding region runs from base 195 to 719 and encodes 174 amino acids. The record is from RefSeq and is a predicted model, not a curated record. The transcript has 3 exons. Lineage: Eukaryota; Viridiplantae; Streptophyta; Magnoliopsida; Apiales; Apiaceae.